AUGUCCUCUGGAGAGCCAGCAACGAAAAAAUCCAAGACCGAGGCGUUACCGGAGCACCUCAGCGGCAUCCCGGAAGAGACGAAGAAGGUCCUAAUCGAAAUCGAUGCUGUACAAAAUGAAAUCGACGGCCUAAAUGAGAAAGCAUCCGAAGAGAUUCUAAAGGUUGAGCAGAAAUACAAUCUACUUCGCAGGCCUCAGUAUGAGAAACGAUGCGAGAUGAUCAAGAAAAUCCCCAACUUCUGGUGUACUGCAUUUCUCAACCAUCCUCAGUUGUCUUCAAUAAUUGACGAGAGCGAAGAACAAGCUUUGGCUCAUCUAAGCAAUAUUGAGGUUGACGAAUUUGAUGAUAUCAAGAGUGGAUUCCGUUUGCGCUUUUUCUUUACACCAAACGAAUUUUUUGAAAAUGAGAAGAUCGAAAAGGAAUAUAAUCUUGGUGACACUCCUUCAACUACUGGUACCACAAUUCGAUGGAAGGAAGGCAAAAAUCUAGGCAAGAAAGGCGAUUCCUCAUCACCUCUUUCCUUUUUUGAGUGGCUUUCUGAAAAUGUUGACCCAGCACAUGACGAUAUCGCUGAGGUCAUCAAAGAUGAUAUGUGGCCCAAUCCACUCCAAUACUACCUCUUACCAGAAAUGGAAGAAACGGGCGACGACUUUGAAGAACUGAUUGACGAUGAAGAAGGUCUCGAGGAGGUUGACGAUGAAGGAGGCUCGGAUGGCGAAGAGAAUGAUGCCUGA
Messenger RNA from Necator americanus (New World hookworm), 735 nucleotides. RefSeq lists its product as uncharacterized. Gene Ontology annotation, biological process: nucleosome assembly. Bases 1 to 735 code for a protein of 244 amino acids. The transcript is spliced from 7 exons. Gene Ontology annotation, molecular function: histone binding; chromatin binding. Gene Ontology annotation, cellular component: nucleus; chromatin. The record is from RefSeq and is a predicted model, not a curated record. NCBI's taxonomy places the organism in Eukaryota, Metazoa, Nematoda, Chromadorea, Rhabditida, Ancylostomatidae.